Messenger RNA from Fomitiporia mediterranea MF3/22, 2492 nucleotides. RefSeq lists its product as uncharacterized. Gene Ontology annotation, cellular component: post-mRNA release spliceosomal complex. The coding region runs from base 127 to 2433 and encodes 768 amino acids. The transcript has 6 exons. The record is from RefSeq and is a predicted model, not a curated record. Lineage: Eukaryota; Fungi; Basidiomycota; Agaricomycetes; Hymenochaetales; Hymenochaetaceae. Gene Ontology annotation, biological process: mRNA splicing, via spliceosome.
CACCACGAGCAUGACGAUGGAGGAGAGAAGAGGGGCAAAAAAAGACAUAAACACGAUAAGGAGGAUAAACAUAAGAGACGACACGAGAAGAAAGUCAAGGUCAUUGACGAUGAUCCUGACGAAGACAUGUGGGUUGAGAAGAACAUUGACAUGGAUGGCGAGAAUCCUGUGGCUACCGAUAUACCAACAGCAGAGAGUCUCAAACUCAAAUCUCAUGCAACAGCCUCUCCAGACGAUCCACCUUUGCCCUCCACUCGACCUGCAGAGACAAAGCUUAUUCGUGACGAAUGGAUGUUACUCCCUCCGUCUUCUGUGAGCGUACCUACUCCAGCAGCAGGCUCAUCUAGAAUCCAAAUUCCAACGGGAAACGAAUCACUUACUGAGGACUAUGGAGAACCAGUUGAGAAUGGGCGGACACUUGGAGGUGGUGUCGAUUUCUUCUCGAACUUGGGUACGGAACGUAAGAGGAAGCAGAAGGAGGACAGACCAGAUCCGGAAAAGCAAAAAGUCAGCUCGAGAGAAUUAAAUGCAAACUUGGUCCAGGGGAUCCCUCUUGACCAGUACCCACACUCAGCUCCAAAAGCGGCAACGCCUGGCGGUCCUGGUUCUAACUGGCGUAUGAUGAAACUCAGACGUGUCUAUGAGGCUGCAGAAGAUGAAGGUAAACCUGUGGAGGAAGUCGCACUUGAGAGGUUCGGUACACUGGAGGCUUUUGAGGAAGCGAAGGAAGAGAGACGCAUUCUAGAUGAACGAGAAGGCAGACGUGGCUCUCGUAGGGAUGGCAGACGCGAGAAUGAACGUGGUCGCGAGCGUAAUGAACAAGAUGGAGAACGUGGUCGUGAACAACGCUGGAUGUUCACGGAAGUAGGAGCCUCGGCAUCUUCAUCUCGUUCUUCAUCCUUCCGUCGCCCUGGUGAAAGUGCUCCAUCGACCCCUUCACCAGCACCGAGUGGUGGACCACCCGUACCAAAUAAACGCGUUGAAUCACUUCGGAUGCCGCCUAAAGGCAGUCCACUGUCUAUGUCGCAUACACCUGUUCCGACCGUGAUGACCCCGCCCUCACUUGCUUCCACGUCAGGCAAGAAAAUACUGACAACUGAGGAGCUAAAUCGCUUACAAGCUCGCGUGUUGCGCGCAAAGCUCAUGGGUGCACCGGACGCCGAGAAGCUCGAAAAAGAAUAUGAAGAAGAGCAACGACGUGCAUCUGGUAGUUAUAUUGUAGAACGAGGCGGGGAUAACGACGACGAUGAAGAUGGCGGCGCUGGGAAGAAGACUAAAACACGACUGGAAGUUCUUCCGACACUUGACGCGCGUGGGCGGCUAUACGACGUCGGUGCGGGCAGAGAAGAUGAAGGACCUUUACCCGGUAAUCGAAGCAAGAAGAGGAAAUUAGACAAAGUCGAGACUCGCGACCCAAAGACGGGCGAGAUCGUACGCUACAAUGCGGACGAUGAUGACUUGACACUUGGGGAGAUGCUUCGUCAAGAACGGUUUGGUGCGGGUGCUGCAGACCAGAAGAAUUUGGAUGCGGAGUUCGCUGCUGCUAUUACGCGCGAUGGGGGUUUCGUUAAUGAUCUUGAUUAUAUGGAUGAUAAUGCUGAGCGACUUGGACGGAAGAAGAUGCGGACGGAUGCGAUGAGGCGACAGUUUGCUAUUAAUGAUUACAAGAAAACGCAGAAAGUUCUGGCAUCGUGUCCGUACUGUUAUGGCGAAGACGAUUCGCCUCCCAAGGCACCCGUUAUAGCAAUGGCGACGCGCUGUUUCUUAUCAUGCACGCUCACUCAAGAAUUAGUCGAAGGCCACUGUCUUAUUGUACCAAUUCCGCAUCUCCUAAACAUGCUCGAAGGCGACGACGAUUUAUGGGACGAAGUACGGAAUUUCAUGAAAUGCCUCAUGCGGAUGUUCGCCUCCCAAGACAGAGGCGUCCUCUUCUACGAAACAGUCCUCAACCUCAAACAUCAAGCCCACACAGUAAUCGAAUGUGUCCCCUUACCCUGGGCGCAAUUCGAAGACGCUCCCGCCUAUUUCCGGGAGAGUAUAUUGGCGAGUGAGACGGAAUGGACGCAACAUAAGAAGUUGAUUGAUUUUUCUGCAAGGCCUGGUGGGUUUAGGAGGGCUAUGGUACCGAAUUUACCGUAUUUUAUGGUACAGUUUGAUUAUAAGGGGGAGAAGGGGUAUGGGCAUGUUAUUGAGGGGACUGGGGAGGCGGCGGGUGAGGGUGAGGGUGAUGGGGCUAUUGAUGAGGGCGAGAAGGGAGGAGGGGAGUUUCCUAAGUACUUUGCAGCCGAGAUCAUAGGAAACAUGCUUGACCUCGAGCCUCGUCGGUGGCGAAGACCGAAACGUGUUGAUUUCCGAUAUAAUAGGGAACGAGUUGAGAAGUUUAGGAAGAAGUAUGAUAAGUUUGAUUGGACGGGGAUGAUUGGGAAGGGGUAAAACUGAAAGCGAAGUACUGAUAGUAGGUGGGAAAUUAGUAUUGUCAUUCAUACGUAGGC